AUGCACAUCACACGCAUCGUGGACACAAUUGUCUCGUUACUGAUUCUGGGUCACCUUUGGCUGAUGUACCGUGGAACAGACGGGGUUACAUUCUUUUCGGCUAGCGAGUCUGACGUAACAAGGACAGAUCUUGCAACCCUCGGAUUUGUGCGUCGAGCGGCCAAAGAUGAAGACCUGGCAUUCGGUAUGGCCACGUCUUUGGUUCGUCUAAGUCAGAGCGUCGACUCGAUUGCUCAUUGGACCUCUGACCGGGGCACACUCCUCGUCGUGGUGAUCGAAGACUACAUCGGGCAUGAGGACGAAGUCGCCGACCUGCUUGCACAGUUUCACAGCCUCAAGAUCAACGCCAUCUUCAUACCGCCCAUCGCCAGCAACCAUUCCAUGUCUCAAUCACAUUUUGCAGUUCUCAGCAAGAUGCUCGCCGAAAGCGGGCCAGAGACAAAGUGGUUCGCUCUGCUUGACGACGACACGUUCUUUCCGCACCUGGAGCCUUUAUCCACGGCACUCAGCUCUCUUGAUCACGAAAACAAAGACCUUUAUGUUGGCGGGCUGACGGAGGACUGGGGCUCUCUCACGCGAUUCGGUCUCAUGGCUUAUGGCGGUGCUGGCGUAUAUCUCUCUGCAUAUCUGGCUAGGAAGAUCGGGAACCUGGACUAG
Messenger RNA from Microdochium trichocladiopsis, 657 nucleotides. RefSeq lists its product as uncharacterized. The transcript has 2 exons. NCBI's taxonomy places the organism in Eukaryota, Fungi, Ascomycota, Sordariomycetes, Xylariales, Microdochiaceae. Bases 1 to 657 code for a protein of 218 amino acids. Gene Ontology annotation, molecular function: acetylglucosaminyltransferase activity. The record is from RefSeq and is a predicted model, not a curated record.